Messenger RNA from Poecilia reticulata (guppy), 1999 nucleotides. Lineage: Eukaryota; Metazoa; Chordata; Actinopteri; Cyprinodontiformes; Poeciliidae. The record is from RefSeq and is a predicted model, not a curated record.
ACAUCGCGACUGUAGUCGACUCCCACUCCCCCCCCCACCCGGCAGCACAGACGGGCCAUUAUGUGGCCCGGUACCAGCUGGUACCACGGCCGCCUCGUCSUCCUCUGGGCUUCAUUCGCCGCUGCCUCUGGAACAUGGAACUGAAAUCCAAGAAGCAACCUGCGGACGUUCUGCUCGGAUGCAUCGUCGCCUUCUGCUUCUCCACGCCGUGCUGGGCUCAGAGACGUGAGUGCCGACGACCUCUGACCUUUAAAACUGCUCUGCAGAGCAAGUCUUCUAAAAGAAAUGAAGGGAACAUGUUCCAAAUCGAUGAAGACACGGGGAACAUCACAAUGACCAAAGCUGCAGAUAUCGUUGGCCCGAUCAUUCUGACAGUCCUGGCUUCGCAGGUGAACAACAGGGACCAGUUUGCAGUGACUCAGGUGACCAUCGAGGUGAUGAAGAAGAGCAGGAACCCUCCRCGCUUCGAGAAGGAACGAUUCGAGGGGUUCAUCUACAGCAACUCCAUCCCAGAGAGCAUGAUACUCCGAGACCGGACCACCAACAGACCCUUCAGGGUCCGAGCCCGCGACGAAGACUUCGCAACUGUAAGUGACCCCCAUUCAUACRCUCUUCACAGAAAUGAAGGGAACAUGUUCCAAAUCGAUGAAGACACGGGGAACAUCACAAUGACCAAAGCUGCAGAUAUCGUUGGCCCGAUCAUUCUGACAGUCCUGGCUUCGCAGGUGAACAACAGGGACCAGUUUGCAGUGACUCAGGUGACCAUCGAGGUGAUGAAGAAGAGCAGGAACCCUCCRCGCUUCGAGAAGGAACGAUUCGAGGGGUUCAUCUACAGCAACUCCAUCCCAGAGAGCAUGAUACUCCGAGACCGGACCACCAACAGACCCUUCAGGGUCCGAGCCCGCGACGAAGACUUCGCAACUGGAGUGAACCCCGACAUGAAGUAUGAGGUUCAGUACAGCAGCUACGUCAACGUGACUCCCGACGGCUUCGUGAUCCUGAAGAGAGUGGUGAAGACGGAGUCCUUCGCCCUUCAGCUCAGAGCCGUGGAUUCGACCACAGGAGAGUUUGGGUCGGCGGCGCUCUCUGUUCAAGUCAUACCUGCCGUGGCCGUCCCGUCUCCGUCCAGCAUCGGCUAUCGGCCCGGCGACAUGGCGCUGCUCGGCCUCAUCAUGGCGGCUCUCCUGGUUCUCUCCCUCAUCGUGAUUGGCUUCUUGAUUUCCCGCCUGUGGAAGGAAAACACGAGUCUCGAGAAAAUKUGUGAGGUCAGUUUUCAAAAUGCAAAAGAACCGAGAAAAAUCUUCCCAGAUUUCUUCCGACUUUGUUCUCCAGAGUUUCUGAAAAGUUUCUUUGGACUUUGGUUGCUUUUUCUGUCCUCAAACUACCGCCACUGCUCCACCUGCGGCGUCUACGCCAACCACGUCACCAAGGGGAGCCCGUCGGUGCGGCGGAGCAGGAGCGACGGCGACGAGUACGGCAUGAGGUCCAUCCUGUCCAAGCAGCGCCGCAAGGAGGGGCAGAAGACKGUGUGGUUCAAGGAGAGCGAGGAUUCCUCGGACAUCGAGGUGGAGAUCAUCCCCGACUCGGUGGGCCGGGUGGAGGAGGAGACGGAGGAGGAGCUGGAGGUGGAGAUGGAGGGGGUGGUGAGAGACCCCGCCGCCCCGCUCAGAGACCCGGAGAACCAGGGCGACGAGCCGGAUCCGGGAGACGGCUCAGAGAAGAAGGAGCAGGAGGAGGAGCCGCCGAGGUCAGAGGUCAGCCUGAGCUGAACGUUGCUGGGUUUUAUGAAACAGUUCAGACUCUGGUUCCAGGACGGCGUUCCCAGGAUUCCCAGAGCUGCUUCCGAACAGGAACCCACAGAUCGGAGCAGUUUUUAUCCGGAGGUCCUGAAACGCGGCGUCACCGACCGGGACCAGAAACGCUCGGUAGCGAGUUCAAGAUAACCUGGACGCCGCUUCCCUCCAAGUGUUGGGACGAUUUUUAUAUAAAAAACAAAAAA